This is a messenger RNA of Struthio camelus australis, 1933 nucleotides long. It is a transcript of the gene FBXO21, whose product is annotated as F-box protein 21. Gene Ontology annotation, molecular function: protein binding; DNA binding. NCBI's taxonomy places the organism in Eukaryota, Metazoa, Chordata, Aves, Struthioniformes, Struthionidae. The record is from RefSeq and is a predicted model, not a curated record.
CUUAGCUCAAAUGAGAGGGUUAUUUUCUCUCCACCUGUGCAAAAGGCUACUGAACAAUUACUGCUUCUCCGAUUCAGCGAGCUGUGGUUUGGGAUAGCUGGCCAGAUGCUUUCACUGAUUCAGUGGCUCUAAUUUCUGCAGCAAGCCUGAACUUUUGAAAUGAUUCAGAGCCAACAGCUGAAAUUGAAUGUGGUGGCCAUCGUUACUGAAGUACUAUAGCCAAACAGAUGGUGUUAGCUGGCUUGAAGAAUACAAAGCACGGCACAACGCAGGCCUAGAGGCCCAGAGAAUUGUAGCUUCAUUCUCCAAAAGGUUCUUUUCAGAACACGUCCCCUGCGAUGGAUUCAGUGACAUUGAGACUCUUGAGUGUCCAAGUCAUUUUUUUGAGGAUGAGCUGAUGUGUAUCCUUAACAUGGAAGGAAGGAAGUGUCUCACCUGGAAGUACUAUGCAAAGAAAAUUCUAUACUUCCUACGGCAACAAAAUAUAUUAAAAAAUCUGAAGGAGUAUCUUCAACGCCCUAUUGAUCAGCAGUCCUUUUUGGAGGGUGCUGUUUUAAUUGACCAAUACUGUAACCCUCUAUCAGACAUUUGCCUAAAAAGUGUCCAGGCACAGGUCGAUGAUAUCACGGAUAAAGUGCGCAAAGUCCUGCGGACGAAAAAUCCAAGUCAUCCCAGCUUGGCUUCCAAGGCAGGAGAGGCCUUGAUUCCAGAAGUGGAGCUUCAGCAGCAGGUACUUGAUGCUAUGAAUUGUGUCCUAUAUGAGCAGCUAAAAUACAAAGGAAAUGAACUGGAUUACUAUAACUCCCUGAAUUCAUACAUUCAUCAGGUUUUGAUUCGCAGGACAGGAAUUCCAAUCAGUUUGUCUGUGCUUUAUUUAACAAUUGCCAGACAGCUGGGAGUCAAACUUGAACCAGUCAACUUCCCUAGUCAUUUUCUGCUGCGAUGGUGUCAAGGGAAAGAAGGAAGCACAGAUAUCUUUGACUACACCUACAUCGAUGCCUUUGGAAAGGGGAAGCAGCUGACGGUGAAGGAGUGCGAGUACCUCAUCGGCCACCAUGUGACCGAGGAGUUCUAUGGAGUGGUGUCUUCCAAGGAGGUCUUGCAGCGUAUGGUGGGAAAUCUCUUAAACCUUGGAAAGCGAGAAAGCACUGAUCCAUCUUAUCAACUCUUGAGAGACUCGUUGGAUCUGUACCUGGCCAUGUAUCCGGACAAUGUGCAGCAUCUAAUGCUCCAGGCUAGGUUAUACUUCCACCUGGGAAUCUGGCCAGAAAAGGUUCUGGACAUCUUGCAACAUAUUCAGGCUUUGGACCCAUCCCAACAUGGGGCCGUUGGAUACUUAGUUCAACAUACUCUAGAGCAUAUUGAGCGCCGGAAAGAGGAGUUGGGCCCUGAGGUGAAGCACCGAUCAGAUGAGAAGCACAAAGAAGUCUGCUUUUCUAUCGGGCUGAUUAUGAAACACAAGAGAUAUGGCUAUAACUGCGUGAUCUACGGCUGGGAUCCCGCCUGCAUGAUGGGGCAUGAAUGGAUCCGAAAUAUGAAUGUCCACAGCUUUCCACAUGGCCCUCACCAGCCUUUCUACAAUGUGCUGGUGGAAGAUGGCUCUUGCAGAUACGCUGCUCAAGAGAACCUGGAAUAUAACUCUGAGCCUCGGGAGAUCCCUCACCCAGACAUCGGCCGUUAUUUUUCAGAGUUUACUGGCAUUCACUACCUACCAAAUACCGAGCUAGAAAUUCGGUACCCGGAGGAUUUGGAGCUGACACGUGCCACAGUUCAGAAGAUCUACAGUUCAGGCAAGGAGUGAGUGAAAAAGACAUUGCGAGGACAGAAGCAGCUGGAGCGUAGCUUUAUCCUCUUUACGAGAAUUGCCCGGAAGGCAAGUUUGGCGACAAUCCUUUGGCUUAACGUAUUGGGAACUGCAUUGCACUUUGUAACC